AUGUUUCUCAUCAAAAUUUUACAAGUAAAUAUCUAUUUUACUUUGCUAACGGCACAGUUUUUCGGCAUUCCCUACAGCUUGAUCCAGCAAUUCAUCGGACCUGUCCCACCUCAAGCCCUUCAACAAACACAGGCCAUUAUUUUCAAUGAGAAUCUGAACUGGAGACAACGGGGUGAUCAAUUGAGAGGAUUGUACCAUUCACUCCCCGCAUACCAACGACCACAAAUACCCCGAGUACCACAAUAUGUACAGGACCAAGCUCGUUCAAUCUAUCGAGAUCCGUCGACAAAUCUUUUGCAAAAAGGGAUAAACUUCAUGAGCUUCAUUUCCCGUCCUGAAGUCUCCGCUCAACCACCAGGGAGGAUUGGUUUAGACAGAAUUUCCGGGAAA
Molecule: messenger RNA, 390 nt
Organism: Mesorhabditis belari
Lineage: Eukaryota; Metazoa; Nematoda; Chromadorea; Rhabditida; Rhabditidae
Source: the annotation of a GenBank genome assembly